CAAGCACCAGAAAGCAGCUCAUUAGAUUAUCACCAUGAGGUAUAUAAGAUCUCAGAAUUCAGCAACAAUGUUAAUGGGGAGGCCGAAGAGACACAACCUAUUUACUUAGGAGAUGAAAGCAUGGAAAUUAAAAAACAAAUCACAGGAAUGAGAAGAUUACUGAAUGACAGCACUGGCAGGAUCUACCAGCGUGUGGGCAAAGAGGGAGAAAAAUUAAAAGAAGAACCCCAGGAUUUGGAUUCAGUCUGGCCCCCGCGUAUGAACUCCUCUGCUGAGGCACCACAGAGCCUCCACCCACCUUCACGUGGUGCGUGGAAUGAGUUACCACUGCCCAGUGGGCAGUUCUCAGGGCAGUAUGGCACCCGCUCUAGAACCUUCCAGAGUCAGCCCCACACUGCUGGCAGCUCCAACGGAGACCUUCCCACGGUGAAUUCGUCAGUUGGAUCAAACUGUUGUACUUGCAACUGCCAGUCAACGUUGCAGGCCAUCCUCCAGGAACUCAGGACCAUGCGGAAAUUAAUGCAAAUUCAAGCAGUUGGAACCCAAAACAGACAACAACCCCCGAUUUCCCUUAUAUGCUCCCAGCGAACUGCUGUCUCACGCAAGAGAAAUAAAAAGAAAAAAGUGCCCCCAAAGACCAUUGAACCUCUAACUGUGAAGCAAAAGUCUGGCGCAUUUGAAACUGAGAAGAAGACAGCAGGGGCCUCCGAGCAGCCUGGCCCCCCAACGGCCGAGCACCCCUCUUCUGGGGAGAGCCGUGUGCUGGGAUUCGGCAUCGUCCUAGAGUCGCCUGCCUCAGAUCCAGAAGUGCAACUUGCUGAAGGCUUUGAUGUGUUCAUGCCUAAAUCACAGCUGGACUCUAUAUUGUCAAACUACACUCGCUCAGGAAGCCUUCUGUUUAGAAAGCUGGUGUGUGCAUUUUUUGAUGACAAGACUUUGGCUAACUCCUUACCCAAUGGGAAGAGGAAAAGAGGACUCAAUGACAACCGGAAAGGACUAGACCAAAAUAUUGUGGGUGCAAUAAAAGUUACUAUCGCAUACAAGCUAUGCCCCAAAAAUCUGAGAGACUCAGGAAUUGAUGCUCGCUUGAAUUUCUGCCCUAAAGGCGCGCGUGCAGAUGAUCAUGGAAUACUUCUCGUCCCUGUAGUACUAUGGACUGAUGUCUUCACAGAAAAAUACUGUACUGCUAACCAUGUGGAUAAACUUCCUGGCCCAAGAGACUGGGUACAGAUUCUACAGGAUCAGAUCAAACUGGCCAGAAGAAGGUUAAAAAGAGGCUCAGCAGAGGUAGCUGACGGUGAUGAAAGACUGGACAGCAUUUCUCUACCACCAACAGGUAAAAAAGCCUGAGGCCCAGAAACACUAAAUGACUUUCUCAAGGUCUCACAGCUGGUUGGUGGCCCGGCCCGAGCCCCGGCCUCUCGACUUCCAGCCAUUAUACCGCAUAGCUUUCUCACAUCUAAGCCAAAGCCAGCUUUCCUCUGCAUGUUUCUUAAAAGACCCUAAGAGUCGAUGGAUGUACUAAUCCCUUUAGGAUUCCAUUCCACUGUGUGUCUUCACAAUUAGAAUGCCUGUCGUAAGUCUGCCUGAAGUCCUCUGCAGUUGAAACUCACUCAUUGGGAGUCCUCAAACCUUGCCCAAGGCCGCAAGGUCCUGCCAGAGACAGUAGUGGUAGGCCACCCUGCAGGUGUCUUCACUAGACUACCCACACUUGAUACAAAUGACUAAAGAGCACGACCAAUAAUACUGUUGAUCCUGUAGCAAAGGGGGAAAGAAGUUGGCAGAUUGGUGCUUAAAUUUAUUUCACAGUGUUGAAAUGAGAUUGUCUUGGUGAGACUAGCGAGUCUCAAUCGCCUCUAAAGUAAAAUCUGGGGUCGGGGCGGCAUCUGUGAAGACAGCACUACACCAACCCUCCCUCCCCGCGUGGGCCCCAGGACACUGCCCCAGAGGGGAAGUGUGCCUUUCCUGCACACCUCGCUUCACCCCUGCCUUUAAGACUCCCUCAUCAGACCUUCCUUAUCUCUUUUAUCUCAGCUGGCAACCGUGUGGCUCCUUUUGAGAGAUUAAGCAACACCUUUUAUUACCGUUUGAAGGUCUUUAUCCUUCUUCCAAAUUCUGCUAUGCCGGGAGGGGCAGGAAGAGGGUGUAAAUCCUUUAAGUGUGUCCAUGAACCAGAAUCAACCAAGUCAGGGUUACAGGCAGGCAGCCCAAGGAUAUGUAUGUGUCUCAGUCCACUACAUGGAAGCAACCUUCUGCUUGUCUGGUUUUAACCACAACGUGUGCCGCUUUUAUAGUGGAAGAACACAUUUUCCUCAUUUCUUUUCCCUCACCACCCUGUCAGUAAGCCAUAAGCGUGCUGGAGCAGCUCCCAGGAUUCAGCACUGUCAGGUUUUGUGAACAAACGCCCACCCUCGGGGAGCCCCGGUCCCGUGUGAGGCGGCUGCGGGUGCAGACAACGCACUGUGAUAACCCCGAGAAACCACCCAGGACUGGGGAACACUCUGUGCCAGGUAGAAAAAAAAAAAAAAAAAAAAAAAGGACAGAGAAAGUAAAAUCAAAACAGUGCUUUCUAAAAUUUAGAAAGGAGGUAGCACAGAGCUCACCGGGGCCUAGCCAUUUUUGUCAUACAUCAGCAAUCUUUUACAUACUUCUAAACAAUUAACAAAAGUAAAGGAAGAAACUAUAAAUUAAUGUUACCACUCAGAGACAACUAUUAUUGAAUAUUCCCCCCUCCCGAUUUUUCUAUUUAUUUUAUUUACUUACACAGUGAAGGUCAAAUACAUAAUAUUUUGUUUCCUAAGGGGUUUUUUUUCUUUUUCUUUUUUUUGACCUAACCAGCAUUUUCCACUUUCCACAAGUCUUCAUACACAUUAUUUUAAUAGCUGCAUCAUGUUCUCUUUUACAGGUAAACCGUAUUUUAUUUAGCCAUAUUCUAUUCCUGGACAAUAUGUGGACCUAACUCCAAUAGUAACACACAGUCAUGGACUUUCCUGUAAAAAUAAUCAUUACAGAUUUCCAGUGGCCAAAAUUGCUCACUCAGCACAACUAAAGCCUUGGCCAAAAAAUUAGUGAUUUAAAUGCGAAACAGAUACUUCAUCAGCGAGGUUCUCCACCGACCCAGCAUACUUGGCUUCUAACCCCGUCCCAGAAAAGUGUGCAGUUCUCUUCUAGAGAAGUGGCCCCCUCUUCAUUGUCUUGUCUCUGUUGUAGGUAAUAUAUUUGACACCAGGAGAGGAAACACGGAAGACACAGAGCCAGAUUUCACUGCCUAGACUCCCCUUGUAGUGACAUUGUUCAUUAGUACAUGUAACUCUGCCGUUUGAAUUCCCUCAGAGAUCCACGUAGCGUUUCAGGUUACUGCAAAGUGUGGGUGUUCUGUGAAGCUUUCCUGUCAUAUCUGAAUAGUUUUCAUAGACUUUGUCACAUGUGAUCAUCAAGCCUCCAGUUUGAGGUCUUUAGAAAUCGUUUUUAGAGUUGACUCAUUCAUUACCUUCUAAAAGUCCAGCGUAUGACCAUUGCGUUCAUUGUUCAUUAAAAAGCAGUUCUUUUUUUCUUCAUAAGCUCAAUGUGAACAUUACAGAGAUUAGAAGCAUUUUUAUUUUAAUGUGCACUGCUUAGAUGCUGUAUAAAGGAGGAUAGCUCUUUCCAGCGCUGAGGGAGCAGUUGGGAAGGCCAGCAUUAAUUAGGCCUUCAGCAGCUUAGAAGACGAAAAAGUUGUUGUGGGAGACAGGAUAGCUCUGACCUAUUAGACGAAAUCAUUUGUGACAUCAGUUCCUCCAAAGAUAGCCAUUUGUAACUGAAUAAGUGCGAAGGAUCUACGAAUUCUUGAGAAAGAAAAACUUUUCACAAAGAUUGUGUCAACCCAGUGACAAAAUAACUAAUUAAAAAGUGAGAAACUCAAAGUAACCGGUGACCCAUAUGAUACCUAACAACUGUUUCCACAGAUGGUUUUAAACUGUGGGGUCCAGGGUUUUGGCAUGGUGUGGCAACCAGCCACAAACGUACAUAAUAUUAUAUACUUUAUUUGGUUCCUAGUACACUCGCCCUCCACUUCCUAUGAAACCGACAUAUGAAAAUAUGGGAUUAUACUAAAGAGAUAGCUUGCCAUGUGGGUAUUGUUUUACAGAAAUCUUUACCUCCAGAUUCCCUUCUCCAAAAAGAUGGUGAACUUAAAAAUACCAUUUUACUUAGAAACAUUGCACGUAGCCCUCAUUCACUGUAGAAAGCAAAUUACCAUGAAAUCUCGGGCACUUGACCCAAAGCCAAAAAUUGGCUGGAAAGAAAUUGGGACCGUAGAAAUACCAAACCAGAGGGGGAAAAUAUUGUUGUGCUGACCAUUACACACCCUUCCCUAGCACUUGCUUUAACUAAGUCAUGGAGGAUUAGAGCUCAAAGUUCUUGUAGAGGCACCCUGUCCAAGGUACCUGUGCCAUCUCGCACUGAACGGCUCAGCCUGAGCUGGGAGGGGAGCUCCGGGGCAAUCCUGUGUUCCACUGAAGACCAGCUCAUCAACCGAAGACAGUACAUAGGCAUCCCUGAAAUGUGACAAAGCCGGUUCUAGGUGUGGCUUGUGGAAUCAAUCUAACUGCUAGACAGCUACAUCUCAUAUCUGUGCAUCUUUUAUUUGUCUUAUUUCUGAAGCUACAAGGAAGGUUCAGAGAAAGUGUUCCCAUCACAUCCUAUAGUUACUGGCCUUUUACAUUUUUAGGCCAGUUAGUAAUCCCUUCCCUGAAACUGGUCCCAUUGGUCAUCAUCCGGUGGCCUGAUGAAGUCCUACAAACCAGGGCUUUUGUUGUUCUGCAACGUAUGUUUUAAAAUUUGUCUUCUGCCCCUCAGAAGGAAAUAUUUCUCAAGGGAAGGGAAAAGAUUAAUUAGUGACCUUUCAACUCUAUUACAGUAAGAUGGGUAUGUUGCUACUAAAAGGUAGAAAUAUUUACCUUACAACUGCGGGAUCUGUUAAAUAUGCAUCACGAACCUUCGAAAGCACUUCCUUCCAAGACUGGGUGACAGCUUGGAUUUUUCAAUACUUGAGGAAGGGUGGGGAUUGCUCAACUCACGAGUACGUGCAAUGCAUCCACAAAUUGGAAAUACAUAUCACAGAACUGCAACAGUGAAAUCAUAUUUUGUACAUUAAAAUUGUAUUUGUGUUUACUUACUGUGACUACUGUUCAGACUUUAUUCAGAAAUCCUUUUUAUAGGCUUUCUUAGUAAAAAAAAAAAAAGUAUUCCAUAUCUAUGGAUAAUGUCUCAAUCUUCUGUAUAUAUGUUUUAUUAAUAUGUAAAUAUUUAGAUUUUUUAAAAUGACUAUGUUCUUUAAAACACUUUCAACACAAGGCUAGUUGUGAAAUGGUGUAUAACAUUGUGUUGUGCUAUCAAUUCCCAAGAUGCUCUUUAUGUCCGUUCCAGAAGAACACAAUAAAUUACUUUAAUUGAA
Molecule: messenger RNA, 5434 nt
Organism: Canis lupus familiaris (dog)
Lineage: Eukaryota; Metazoa; Chordata; Mammalia; Carnivora; Canidae
Gene: BEND7
Product: BEN domain containing 7
Exons: 10
Coding region: 121-1350 (409 amino acids)
Molecular function (GO): DNA binding
Source: RefSeq, a predicted model, not a curated record